Lepus europaeus (European hare) is the source of this 3317-nucleotide messenger RNA. It is a transcript of the gene OSGEPL1, whose product is annotated as O-sialoglycoprotein endopeptidase like 1. The transcript has 9 exons. The record is from RefSeq and is a predicted model, not a curated record. The coding region runs from base 903 to 2147 and encodes 414 amino acids. NCBI's taxonomy places the organism in Eukaryota, Metazoa, Chordata, Mammalia, Lagomorpha, Leporidae. Gene Ontology annotation, biological process: tRNA threonylcarbamoyladenosine modification. Gene Ontology annotation, cellular component: mitochondrion.
UCAACUCUGACCUAUCACGUAAUCAAAGAGGAUGGGAAAUUUCCCUUAAUCUUAAUUUUUCUGUUUUUUUGUGGGUCAGCAAUGCACCCAAGGGGAAAUUUGAGUUAUUUUAUCUUCUGGCAGUUAAGAAAAUCCACUCCAGAGCCAGAUAGUGCUGGCUUCUAAUCCUAGCUCUGCACUUAACAGCUGUGUGUCUUGCAAAUUACCAAACUCUGUAGCCCAGCUGCCGUAAAAUGAGGACAGCAAGGGCCUCAUGAGGAUUAUUUAAUCUCCAACAGUGUCUGGUUAAGUUCCACUUUCAUGUUAUUGUUACGCAUGCGUGAAAACUUUUGAUAAACGUGUUCCAACUAAAGAAAUUUAACAAUAGUGUGGUCAUUAUGAAUGCACUUAUCUGUAUCUAUAUUUGUACAGGUGAUUUGCUUGUCUUUUAUACCAACGGUAUCACACCACGCAAGGCAGAUAAGUAUGACGGCUCUGCCCAACCUUGCAGAAUAAGGUCCUUGCUUACUAAAGCCUUAAAUCUUAGCAGGAAAGGGGAGAGACUCACCAGCACACGUACUGCACCGCGCCGCCCUGGAGGGCAGGAGCUCUGGCAAGCGGACGCCGACACGCUGGGAUGACGUCACUGCCGGGCGCCGGGCGCCGGCUUUCUGGUGCCGGAGGCCCGCUGGGCUGUCAAGGUUGCUGGGGACGCAGGGACGAGUGCUAGCUAGUGUCGUGCACGAGGAAGGUGGGUGAGCUUGCUCUCGCCUUCUUAAAGCAGAGACCAGCACUGCCCAGGAUAUCCGGGUCCACUCGACAGCCUUCUUGCGCGAAAGAAAAAGUGCUUCGCACCGUCCUCCUGGCCCAGAUUUAGCUACUGCAAAUCAUUUUCCUCUGGGGAAUUAUCUGUAAAGUUAAGUAUGCUAAUACUAAAUAAGACAGCAAGACAUUUUUUUAAACCAUCAAAAAGAAAAGUUUAUGAAUUAUUAAGAAGUUUUAAUUUUCAUCCUGGACCACAAUUUCUUCAUAAACUAGUCCUGGGAAUUGAAACCAGUUGUGAUGAUACAGCAGCUGCUGUGGUAGAUGACACUGGAAAUGUGUUGGGAGAAGCAAUACAUUCCCAAACUGAAGUUCACUUAAAAACAGGUGGGAUUAUUCCUCCUGUAGCUCAACAGCUUCACAGAGAAAAUAUUCAACGCAUAGUGCAAGAAGCUCUUUCUGCCAGUAGAAUCUCUCCAAGUGAACUCUCAGCAAUUGCAACAACCAUAAAACCAGGUCUCGCUUUGAGCUUGGGCGUAGGCUUAUCAUUUAGCUUGCAGCUGGUAAGCCAGUUAAAAAAGCCAUUCAUUCCCAUUCAUCAUAUGGAGGCCCAUGCACUUACUAUUAGGUUAACCAAUAAAGUAGAAUUUCCUUUUUUAGUUCUUUUGAUUUCUGGAGGUCAUUGUCUUUUGGCAUUAGUUCGAGGAGUUUCAGAUUUCCUGCUUCUUGGAAAGUCUCUGGACAUAGCACCAGGUGACAUGCUUGACAAGGUGGCAAGAAGACUUUCUCUAGUAAAACAUCCAGAUUGCUCCUCCAUGAGUGGUGGGAAAGCUAUAGAGCACUUGGCCAAACAAGGAAACAGACUCCAUUUUGAUAUCACAGCGCCCAUGCAACGUGCUAAAAAUUGUAAUUUUUCUUUUUCUGGACUUCAGCAUAUUGUUGAUAAAAUAAUAACACAAAAGGAAAAAGAAGAAGGAAUUGAAAAGGGACAGAUGCUGUCUUCAGCUGCAGACAUCGCUGCUGCAGUACAGCACACGACAGCGUGCCACAUUGCCAAGAGAACACAUCGUGCUAUCCUUUUUUGCAAGCAGAGACACUUGUUACCUCAAGAUAAUGCAGCCCUGGUUGUAUCUGGUGGGGUUGCAAGUAACUUAUAUAUCAGAAAAGCUCUGGAAAUUGUAACAAACGCAACACAGUGCACUCUGUUGUGUCCUCCUCCCAGACUGUGCACUGAUAAUGGCAUUAUGAUUGCAUGGAAUGGUAUUGAAAGAUUACGUGCUGGCUUGGGCAUUUUACAUGACGCAGAAGGCAUCCGCUAUGAACCAAAAUGCCCUCUUGGAGUAGAUAUAUCAGAAGAAGUUGGAGAAGCUGCUAUAAAAGUACCACGACUAAAAAUGAAGAUUUGAAUUUUGCUUUUCAGAAACAUCCAUAAAGGUUACCACAGGCCUGUGAAAACGUCAGCAUACCGUUCCUGGGACAGUCUGUUGUUUAGAAAGCAGUGAAGAAGGCCGGCGCCGUGGCUUAACAGGCUAAUCCUCCGGCUGCGGCGCGGGCACACCGGGUUCUAGUCCCAGGUGGGGCACCGGAUUCUAUCCCGGUUGCCCCUCUUCCAGGCCAGCUCUCUGCUAUGGCCCGGGAAGGCAGUGGAGGAUGGCCCAAGUCCUUGGGCCCUGCACCCGCAUGGGAGACCAGGAGAAGCACCUGGCUCCUGGCUUUGGAUAAGCGAGAUGCACUGGCCGCAGCGGCCAUUGGACCAACGGCAAAAAGGAAGACCUUUCUCUCUGUCUCUCUCUCUCACUAUCCACUCUGCCUGUCAAAAAAAAAAAAAAAAAAAAAAAAGCAGUGAAGAAAUGAAGAAAAAGUGGGACUGACUUUAUUCAUUUGUUUAAAUAACUCUUAUAUUAAAGAAGCUAUAGAAAAACUGAUAUCCUCUCCAUGAUAUUCAGAAAUAUGAAGGUACUACAAAAGGUUCAUGGAAAAAUGGAAUUAGAAGAUAGAUUUAUUUUGGUGCAACUUAUCUUUUAAUUCCAUAUUCCAAGAACUUUUUGAAUUACCUUUGUAUAGCCUCCACUCAUAUUCCUCCUUCCGUCAGAUACUCUGAAUAAAUAACACUGUUUCCUGCCUUUUACGGUCUCUCCCUGUUCUCCUUUUUGUUUGUGACAUCAGCAAACUGCUCUUGACAUUAAAUGGUUCUCUCCUUGAUUCUGACAAUAUUUGGUCCUACUGUAAACACCCAUGAACAAGUACUAAGCAAAUACAUGAAAUUAAUGAGAAUAUAUGUUCCCAAUUGCAUGUAUGAUAGGAAAGAAUAAGUAAUAUAAACUCUGGUCUCAGACCUAGGCCACUCAAUUCUCAUCUACCAACCGUGUGAAAAACUGUCUAGACUGUUAAUGGAAAAAUAUCCCUGCCCUCAGAAUUUAUAGAUAGAUAAGUUAUAAUGAAACAGAACAACAGCAUGAUCACAUUUUAAGUCCCCAUUAUAUGCUGUGAUUUCUGUGCAUGGCUAGAAAAAAGACCACAUAAAAAAGGAUCUUGGCCAGCGCCGUGGCUCAACAGGCUAAUCCUCUGCCUAGCAG